Messenger RNA from Wickerhamiella sorbophila, 1644 nucleotides. Its product is annotated as 2-methylisocitrate lyase, mitochondrial. Gene Ontology annotation, molecular function: isocitrate lyase activity; methylisocitrate lyase activity. The record is from RefSeq and is a predicted model, not a curated record. Gene Ontology annotation, cellular component: mitochondrial matrix. The transcript has a single exon. The coding region runs from base 1 to 1644 and encodes 547 amino acids. Lineage: Eukaryota; Fungi; Ascomycota; Dipodascomycetes; Dipodascales; Trichomonascaceae.
AUGCUUCGACGACGAUUGAUGUCGACUAUUUCUCAAUUCCCGUACCCGACGGCUGCGCAGGAGGCAGAGUACCUUGCUCGUCAAACUGCUGAUAUUGACGCCUGGUUCAAGAGCGAACGGUUCAGCAAGAUCAAGCGAACCUGGUCCGCCGAUCAGAUUGCCAAGCUGCGCGGGACUCUUGUGCCCCAGCUUCCUUCUGACAUUCAGGCGCAAAAGCUGUUCAAUUUGUUGCAGGAGAGAUUCCGUGAGGGCAAGCCCGUGCACACCAUUGGCUCGAUUGACCCCGUCCAGAUGACCCAAUCAGCUGCUCACCAGGAGGUGGUUUACGUCUCGGGGUGGGCUUGUUCGUCCGUGCUAACCACUACUCAUGAGGUUGCUCCUGAUUUUGGUGACUAUCCUUACGACACUGUGCCCAACCAGGUUGAGCGUUUGUUCCGUGCUCAGCUGAUGCACGACAAAAAGGCUUGGCUUGAGUGGUGCCAAUUAAGCGCCGAGGAGCGUGAAAAGCGCACUCGUAUCGAUUAUCUUCGUCCUAUCAUCGCUGACGCUGAUACCGGCCACGGCGGUGUCGGUUCCGUCAUGAAACUCGCCAAACUGUUUGCUGAGCGCGGUGCUGCAGCAAUCCACCUGGAGGAUCAGCUUCAUGGAGGCAAGAAGUGCGGUCACUUGGCUGGAAAAGUCAUUGUCCCUACUUCUCAACAUGUUAGCCGUUUGCUGGCUACUCGCAUGCAGUGGGAUAUCAUGGGCACUUCUAACUUGGUCAUUGCUCGUACCGACUCUGAGUCUUCAAAUCUCUUGUCUUCUUCUGUUGAUCCUACUGACCAUGAGUUCAUUCUUGGUGUCGCAGAGCCCACAGAGCCUCUUAUGGAUGCUCUGGAGGCUGCAGAGCAAUCCGGUGCUUCCACUGAUGCACUCAACGCCCUUGAAGCCAGAUGGAUGAAGGAGCACGAACUGCUGACUUUCGACGAGGCCGUUCAGCGUGCCCUUGUCAAGGAAGCUAAGAGUGACAAAAUCGAGAGCUACCUGCACCAAGCAGCUGGCCAGUCCAACUUUAAAGCUCGCCAGAUCGCCCGGGAGAUUGUUGGUCGCGAUGUCUUCUUUGACUGGGAUGCUCCCCGCACCCGUGAAGGUUACCACCCUGUGCGUGGUGGUAUGGAGCCUGCUCUCAAACGUACCCUUACUUUUGCUCCUUAUGCUGAUAUGCUUUGGCUUGAGACUAAGAAACCUGAUCUCAACCAGGCCCGCGAGUUUGCCUCCAGGAUCCACGCCCAGCACCCCGAGAAGUGGCUUGUUUAUAACCUGUCACCUUCCUUUAAUUGGUCAGCCCAUGGAUUCAGUGAGCAGGAUCUCAAGGACUUUGUAUUUGAGCUUGGCAAGUCUGGCUUUGUUCUUCAGCUGAUUUCUCUUGCCGGUAUCCACACCAACGCAUUGGCCACUUGGCAACUAUCUCAGGCAUUCCAGCGUGAUGGUAUGAAGGCUUAUGUUGAGAAUGUCCAGAAGGUUGAACGCGCCACUGGUUGUGACGUUCUCACACACCAAAAAUGGUCCGGCGCGGCCUACUACGAUCUUGUUCAGCAGUCAAUCAGCGCCGGCUCUUCUGCUACAUCUGCCGUCGGCUCUGAAUGUACAGAAGCCACAUUUUAA